AUGAAGCUGGAAAACCAGACCAGAGUGCAGGAGUUUAUUCUCCUUGGUUUCCCCACUGCCAUAGAAUUUCAAAUACUGCUCUUUGUAAUUUUCCUUGUUAUCUACAUCCUGACCCUUCUCGAGAACAUUGUGAUCAUCACUCUGAUCAGGACAAACAGCCAUCUCCAAAAACCUAUGUACUUUUUCCUUAGCCACCUGUCUUUCCUGGAGACCUGGUACAUUUCUGUGACUGUUCCCAAGCUCCUGGUUAACUUCCUAGCAAAGAACAAAAGCAUUUCCUUUGAAGGCUGCAUGUCCCAGCUCUACUUUUUCAUAUCCCUAGUCUGCACCGAGUGUGUCCUCUUGGCUGUCAUGGCUUAUGAUCGCUACAUCGCCAUUUGCAACCCACUGCGCUACCCAGUCAUUAUGAAUUCCCGGCUCUGUUUGCAGUUAGCUGUGGGAUCUUGGCUUGCUGGUUUCCUAAUCUCAAUGCUGAAAGUCUUCUUCAUUUCCCGCUUGAGUUUCUGUGGACCCAACAUCAUCAACCAUUUCUUCUGUGACAUCUCACCUUUGCUGAACCUCUCCUGCACGGACCGAACUGUGGCUGAGAUGGUGGAUUUUGUAUUUGCCCUCCUUAUCCUCAUAAUCCCACUGUCUGUCACUAUUGGCUCCUAUGUGUGCAUAAUAGGCACGAUUUUGCGUAUCCCCACAGCCAAGGGGAAAAGAAAAGCCUUUUCUACCUGUGCGUCACACCUCACUGUGGUUAUUAUUUUCUACUCAGCCACUCUCUUCAUGUAUGCCCGACCAAGAAGAAUCCAUUCUUUUAAUCUCAAUAAGCUCGUGUCCAUUGUAUACACUAUUGUCACCCCCAUGUUGAAUCCAUGCAUUUACUGCCUCAGGAAUCAAGAUGUGAAGGAAGCCAUGAAAAAGAUAAUUUGUAGCAGGAAUGCUGAAACCACGAUUACCACUAGUGACCAAUCCAUGGACCAUAAGAAUAGGAGUGUUGUCCAGGAAUUCAUCCUACUUGGAUUUCCAACCACAAUGGAACUGCAAGUGCUUCUGUUUGUGAUAUUCCUUGUGGCCUACAUCCUGACACUCCUGGAAAACACAAUUAUCAUUGUUGUGAUCAAAAUCAACCCUCAGCUUAACAAACCUAUGUAUUUCUUCCUCAGCAACCUCUCCUUCCUGGAGACGUGGUACAUCUGUGUUAUUGUCCCAAAACUAUUGGUCAACUGCCUGGUGGAAGACAAGUCUAUCUCAUUUGAAGGUUGCAUGACACAGCUCUACUUUUUCAGCUCUCUCAUAUGUACAGAGUGUAUCCUUCUUGCUGUAAUGGCAUAUGAUAGAUAUGUGGCCAUCUGCAAUCCAUUGCGCUAUCCAACCAUCAUGACCCAGCGCCUUUGCUUGCAGUUAGCUGUGGGUUCGUGGCUAACUGGCUUCUUCGCCUCAAUGCUGAAGGUUGUAUUUAUAUCUCGCCUAGCCUUUUGUGGCCCUAACAUCAUCAAUCACUUCUUCUGUGACAUUUCACCUUUGCUAAAUAUGGCAUGUGAGGAUAUGACAGUGGCUGAAAUAGUGGACUUUGUCUUGGCAUUGAUAAUUCUGCUGGUCCCACUCUCAGUUACAAUAGUUUCCUAUGUGUGUAUCAUUGGUACCAUUUUGCGUAUCCCAACUGUCCAAGGCAGGAAGAAGGCCUUCUCUACUUGUGCUGCUCACCUCACUGUGGUCACCAUCUUCUUCUCAGCCACUCUCUUCAUGUAUGCAAGACCAAAGAGGAUCCACCCUUUUGACCUAAACAAAUUGGUUUCUGUCAUUUACACCAUUGUCACUCCAAUGCUGAACCCAUUCAUUUACUGUCUGAGAAAUCAAGAGGUCAAAGGAGCUUUAAGAAAAUCUUUGGGGGGAACAAAAAUAAUUGUUUUAUGUGUGUUUUGUGAGAUUUGGAGAAACUUUCCCCCAAUCCAACUGGGAGGCAUAGAUAAUUUAUGCAUGGGUCAGGGCAAAAAGUCCUAA
Lacerta agilis (Sand lizard) is the source of this 1989-nucleotide messenger RNA. RefSeq names its product olfactory receptor 1E3-like. Lineage: Eukaryota; Metazoa; Chordata; Lepidosauria; Squamata; Lacertidae. The record is from RefSeq and is a predicted model, not a curated record. The coding region runs from base 1 to 1989 and encodes 662 amino acids. Gene Ontology annotation, molecular function: G protein-coupled receptor activity; olfactory receptor activity. Gene Ontology annotation, biological process: G protein-coupled receptor signaling pathway. The transcript has 3 exons. Gene Ontology annotation, cellular component: membrane.